Messenger RNA from Pseudogymnoascus verrucosus, 934 nucleotides. RefSeq lists its product as uncharacterized. NCBI's taxonomy places the organism in Eukaryota, Fungi, Ascomycota, Leotiomycetes, Thelebolales, Thelebolaceae. Bases 130 to 819 code for a protein of 229 amino acids. The transcript has a single exon. The record is from RefSeq and is a predicted model, not a curated record.
CCGCAUCCAUACCUGUUCACUCCAUCUCGCAACCAAAUCCAUACUCACAAAAGAAGGUCUAUCUACCACACUUUCACAAUCACCAUACCCCACACACCCUACAACCAACACACCACACCUCCCGACAAAAUGGGCACCCGCCACCUCAUCUGCGUCUUCUACCUUGGCCGCUUCGUAAUCGCCCAAUACGGCCAAUUCGACGGCUACCCCGAAGUGCAAGGCCUAGCCGUCAUCACCUUCCUCCUCGCUCCUAGCAACAUCGCGCGCCUCAAAGCCGGGCUAACACACACCUACACCCCCACCGCCGAAGAAGUGGAGGAGAUGACCCGAUCGAUUGCUCGACAGGGGGAGGAGUACCACGCCGCCUUGGUGCGCGGGGAGGUCAGCGUGAUGAGCCGGAUGAAACCUACCUGUCCGUCUAUGUGGCGCGAGACGAGCGCGGGGGUGUUGGAGGUUGUGGCGGGUGCUACGGCGGGGGCGACGGUGCCGAUUUAUCAGGAGUUGGGGUUUAUUCAUGAUGGGCUGUUUUGCGAGUGGGCGUAUGUGGUUGAUCUUGAUGCGGAGGUGUUAGAGGUGUACAGUGGGGUUGAGAAGGAGCGUGAGGGGUCUAGUCAGCGGUUUAAGGAUGUGGAUGGGGCGGAGAAGGGGUGGGUGCCGGCGUUGGUUAAGAGUUUUGCUUUUGCGGAGCUCCCUGGGACGAAGGACGACCUUGUUCGGGAGAUUAAUGAGGCUAUCGAGGUGAGGGCUCGGGAGGCGCUGGCUCGGGAGCAGGGAAAGGAUGGUGGCGACAACGCUGCUGCUGUUUCGGCUGUUCUCUGAGAGCGGUCACUGCUGCGUCUGUUCUCUGAGAGAAGGUCCACGUCGCGCAUUCAAGGCAUUCUCGCAGGAAGUACCAGACUGUAUUUGAGGUUUCUCAUUCUAAUUCUAUUGUGAU